Messenger RNA from Parnassius apollo (apollo), 294 nucleotides. The record is from the annotation of a GenBank genome assembly. NCBI's taxonomy places the organism in Eukaryota, Metazoa, Arthropoda, Insecta, Lepidoptera, Papilionidae.
AUGAAAGAUGAAGACAAUAAUACUGUGAAACUGGCUGGACUCAAGAUGAUUAAAGUUCAAAGCUCUGAUCCCGAUGCCAUAUUUUUCAAAGAAUCAUACGCUGACGAAUUAUUCAAGAAAGCUAUAGGUGGUGAAAAAAAUAGAAAUCGUAAUAGCCAAAGUAUUCAUUUAGAUUUGCAAAAGGCCUAUCUUCAAAAACCUGGACUAGCAGAGAGAAAAAAAGCUGAUCUCAUGGAUUUGGUCAAUAAAAACCUCAUUCCUAGAUACCACAAGCCAUUUUACGAAUCAUUGUAA